Molecule: messenger RNA, 9114 nt
Organism: Drosophila gunungcola (fruit fly)
Lineage: Eukaryota; Metazoa; Arthropoda; Insecta; Diptera; Drosophilidae
Gene: Hr4
Product: hormone receptor 4
Biological process (GO): regulation of DNA-templated transcription
Molecular function (GO): DNA-binding transcription factor activity; zinc ion binding; sequence-specific DNA binding
Source: RefSeq, a predicted model, not a curated record
CAAGACCAAGAUCUAAGAAAAAACUACCCCUGACACCCUCACAACACACACACACACACACACACAAACUCACCUACCCACACACACCACACACAAGUCUCAUUUUAAUCUCAGUCUCAUUUCGAGGAUCAAUAAGGAGGAUCAAUCAAUCAAUAUCAAUCGAUUCAUUAUGUUUUAAAUAUUUUUUUGGAGUGAUUUAAGUUUGGCAAUGGACGCAGACUUCUUCUUCUAAUCAAACCCAAGGGAUACCAUGUGUAAUGUGCACAAGCUUUAGAAGAAGAAGUUCAUAUAAACAAAUGGUUGUUGUGAUUUGAAAGUGUUUUGAAAUGUGUUUGAAAAUCGGUGUUUGCCCAGCCAGAAUGGCCCAGCACUCGUUUGUCCUGUUUGGCCUGUACCUGCCCACCUAGAAUAUUGCCCAAAUGAAUGCCCAGCAGCCGCUGAUCCUCGAGCCGAAGGCCAGUAGUGUUGUUGCCCCAUCUGCUGCCGCAGAGGUGGUCAAGAAAGCAGAGGAAGCGGAGGGCACGGAAGCGGCGGCAUCGGCGGACUCCUAUCCGCCGCAGCUCCUGAACGGCGGGCACGAUGAGCAGCGGGUCAAUGGCAAUCACGGCUGCCGGCUGGACGACCCGGAUCAGCCGGAUCGACAGGAUGACACCGCCACCAACAAGCUGACCAUUAUCAAGACGCCGCUAAACAAAACGCUGCUCAAGAAGUGCAACAGCAAUGGCAGCCUGCAGCUGCCACACAGCAACAAUGGCAGCAACAGCAGCAGCAGCAACAUCAACAACAGCCGCACCAACAAUAACAACAACAGCAGCAGCAGCAAUAAUAACAACAACAGCACGGUCAGCGGCGACAUCGACAGCGCCUGCGAUUCCGGUUUGCAAAGCGGAAAUAGCAAUGAACAAGAACCAUUUGCCAACGAUCGCCAUCAUCACAUUCACCACCACCACCAUCACUAUCAUCAUCAUCAUGGCGGUGAUAAAGGCGGAGAGGUGGGCACGGGCGAUGUUGCAUCUUCAUCGUCUACGGAUUUGACCCAGGUCAAGGAAGAGCCAACUACUGCACAGGAAAAUGACAAUCAUCUAAAAUCAGGUGCAGCAGGAGCAGGAGGAGCAGCAGUCACACCUGCAACGGUGGCAACAACACCUGCAACGGUCACUUGCAAUCCCAGCAAGUGCAACAAGUGCAAUUCACACAACAACAACAGCAACUGCAACAAUAACAACAAUACCAUCAACAACAACAACAACAACAACAAUAAUAAUAAUAAUAAUAAUAAUAAUAAUAAUAAUAAUAAUAAUAAUAAUAAUACAAGCAACAAUACCAACAACAACAACAAUAAUCAUUACAACAAUUACAAUAACUAUUAUAAGAAAAAGUCUCGUAUGCCGCCCAUUUGCCGAAUUAUGACACUGAGCCGUGGCCCGUACAGCGAGCUCGAUAAAAUGAGCCUUUUUCAAGACCUCAAACUCAAACGGCGGAAAAUCGAUUCGCGAUGCAGCAGUGACGGCGAGUCCAUAGCGGACACGUCCACCUCGUCGCCGGAUCUGUUGGCGCCCAUGUCGCCGAAGCUCUGCGACAGUGGUUCGGCGGGGGCGGCGUCCUUGACCCUGCCACUGCCCCUCCCCCUGCCGAUGAGCCUGCCGCUGCCCAUGUCGCUGCCUCUACCGCUAACGGCGGCAUCGUCAUCGUCAUCUUCGUCGGCGGUCACCGUUUCUCUGGCAGCGGUUGUGGCAGCGGUGGCUGAAACCGGAGGAGCUGGCGGGACAGCGGUGACAGCCUCCAGAGCGGGACCCUGCGUCGCCACAUCUUCAACGACGGCGGCAGCAGCCACAUCCUCGACCUCCUCACUCUCGUCCUCCUCCUCCUCCACUUCGUCAUCCUCCUGCUCCACGUCAUCCAGCAACUCCUCCGCCUCGCCGACAGCCGGAACCGGAUCCGGAUCAGGAACCGGAGCCUCCUCCACCUGCCCCGCCAGCAGUAGCAGCAACAAGGUUGGUGGCCACAUCAAGCAGGAGCACACCGAGAUCCACUCCUCGAGCAGUGCCAUUUCGGCGGCUGCCGCCUCCACUGUGAUGUCACCGCCGCCCGCAGAGCCGGCGAGAUCCAGUCCAGGACCAACUGGCGCAGAAGUGGGAGGAGCUGGUGGAGCAGGAGCAGCACCUCCUCCAGGAGUGGCAAUCAAUGAACACCAAAACAAUGGCAAUGGUAGCGGCAGCGGAAGCAGUCGCGCCUCGCCCGAUUCGCUGGAGGAGAAGCCCUCGACCACGACGACGACGGGUCGUCCAAUGGUCACGCCCACAAAUGGAGUGCUGUCCUCCGCCUCCUCGGCGGUGGGCACAGCAGGAAUCGGGAUCGGAAUGGGGAUGGGAAUGGGGAUGGGGAUCGGGAUCACCAACACAGGGAGCAGUGUGAUACGCUCCGUGAAGGAGGAACGAUUGCUCAGCGUGUCCAGCAAAAUGCUGGCGUUCCAUCAGCAGCGGGAGCAGGAGACCAAAGCAGCGGCGGCAGCAGCAGCAGCGGCGGCCGGACAUGUAACGGUUCUAGUGACGCCAUCGCGGAUCAAAUCAGAGCCACCGCCGCCAGCCUCACCCUCCUCCACAUCCAGUACACAACGGGAGAGGGAGCGGGAACGAGAACGAGAAAGGGAGCGGGAUCGAGACAGAGAGCGGGACAGGGAUAGAGAGCGAGAGCGCGAGCGGGAACAGUCCAUCAGCUCUUCGCAGCAGCAUCUGAGCCGGCUGUCCGCCAGUCCACCCAUGCCCACCCACAGCCUGGGUGGUGGACCCACCAUCGUCCAGACGCACCAUCUUCACCAGCAACUCACCCAGCCAUUAACUUUGCGCAAGAGUAGCCCGCCCACAGAGCACCUGCUCAGCCAGUCCAUGCAGCACCUCACCCAGCAGCAGCAGCUCCAUCUGCAUCACUUGCUGGGCCAGCAGCAGCAGCAGCAACAGCAGCAACAGGUGUCGCAUCCGCAGCAGCAACAUUCGCCCCACUCUUUGGUGAGGGUGAAGAAGGAGCCGAAUGUGGGUCAGCGUCACUUGUCGCCGCAUCACCCGCAACAGUCGCCACACCUGCAGCACCACCAGCAGCAGCAACAGCAACAACAGCAGCAGCAACAACAGCAGCAGCAGCAUCUACACCAGCAGCAACAGCAGCAACACCACCAGCAACAACAGCAGCAACCGCAAGCACUGGCCCUAAUGCAUCCCGCCUCGCUGGCGCUGAGGAACAGCAACCGGGAUGCCGCCAUCCUGUUCCGGGUGAAGAGCGAGGUGCAUCAGCAGGUGGCCGCCGGACUGCCCCAUCUCAUGCAAUCCGCGGGCGGGGCAGCGGCGGCAGCAGCGGCGGCAGUGGCCGCCCAGCGAAUGGUCUGCUUCAGCAAUGCGCGGAUCAAUGGGGUGAAGCCAGAGGUGAUUGGCGGUCCGCUGGGCAACCUGCGACCCGGCGGCAAUGGAGGUGGCGGCCCCGUGCAGUGCCCCUCGCCGCAUCCCUCCUCCUCCUCGUCAUCCUCGCAACUGUCGCCGCAGACGCCCUCGCAGACGCCGCCCCGCGGCACGCCCACCGUCAUCAUGGGCGAGAGUUGCGGGGUGCGCACCAUGGUGUGGGGCUAUGAGCCACCGCCGCCCUCGGUGGGCCAGCAUCCGCAGCAGCAGCAGCAACAGCAGUCGCCGCACCACCAGUCGCAGCAGCAACAACAGUCGCAGCAACAGCAGCAGCAACAGCAACAGCAGCAACAGCAGCAACAACAGCAGCAACAGCAGCAACAGGCGCUGAGCCAGCAGCAACAUUGCCUAUCCUCGCCCUCGGCGGGAUCACUGACGCCCUCUUCCUCCGGCGGAGGAUCAGUUUCGGGCGGCGGCAACUCCUCGGUCACACCGCAGAACAACGAGGAGGCCGCCCAGCUGCUGCUCUCCCUGGGACAGACGCGCAUCCAGGACAUGAGGUCGCGGCCCCACCCCUUCCGCACCCCGCACGCCCUCAACAUGGAGCGUCUGUGGGCGGGCGACUACUCGCAGCUGCCGCCUGGCCAGCUGCAGGCCCUCAAUCUGAGCGCCCAGCAGCAGCAGUGGGGCAGCAGCAACUCCACGGGUCUGGGCGGAGUGGGCGGCGUGAGUGGCGGCCUUGGCGGACGCGGCCUGGAGGCGCCACACGAGCCCACCGACGAGGACGAGCAGCCGCUCGUGUGCAUGAUCUGCGAGGACAAGGCCACCGGCCUGCACUACGGCAUCAUCACGUGCGAGGGGUGCAAGGGCUUCUUCAAGCGGACGGUGCAGAACCGACGGGUCUACACCUGCGUGGCGGACGGCACCUGCGAGAUAACCAAAGCACAGCGCAACCGUUGUCAGUAUUGUCGAUUUAAGAAGUGCAUCGAGCAGGGCAUGGUGCUGCAAGCCGUUCGCGAGGAUCGAAUGCCGGGCGGUCGCAACAGCGGCGCCGUCUACAACUUGUACAAGGUGAAGUACAAGAAGCACAAGAAGACCAACCAGAAGCAGCAGCAGGCCGCCCAGCAGCAACAGGUCGUCCAACAGCAGCAGCAACAACACCAGCAGCAGCAUCAGCAGCACCAGCAACACCAGCAAUUGCACUCGCCGCUGCAUCACCCGCACCCACACCAGGGUCACCAGUCGCACCACUCGCAGCAGCAGCACCACCCGCAGCUUUCACCGCACCACCUGUUGUCGCCGCAGCAGCAGCAACUGGCCGCCGCAGUGGCGGCCGCUGCGCAGCACCAACAACAGCAGCAGCAGCAACAGCAACAGGCCAAGCUGAUGGAUCUGAAGCCCAUGUUCUUGGGCCCGGUUCUCAAGCCGGAGUUGCUGCAGGUUCCGCCCAUGCAUAGUCCGGCCCAACAGCAACAACAACAGCAGCAGCAGCAGCAGCAGCAGCAACAGGCUUCUCCGCAUCUCUCGAUGGGCUCGCCGCAUCAGCAACAGCAGCAGGAUCGUCACCAGAACCAUCACCAGCAGCCAGGUGGGGGAUCAGGAGGAGGAGGCGGAGGCGGAGGUGCCCAACUUCCACCACACCUGGUCAAUGGAACAAUACUAAAGACGGCCCUGACCAAUCCCAGCGAAAUUGUGCAUCUGCGUCACCGCCUCGACUCGGCGGUGAGUUCGUCCAAGGAUCGGCAGAUCUCGUACGAGCAUGCUUUGGCCAUGAUCCAAACCCUGAUCGAUUGCGAUGCCAUGGAGGACAUUGCCACGUUGCCGCAUUUCAGCGAGUUCCUCGAGGACAAGUCGGAGAUUAGCGAAAAGCUAUGCAACAUUGGGGACUCGAUAGUGCACAAGCUGGUGUCGUGGACAAAGAAGCUGCCCUUCUAUCUGGAAAUCCCCGUGGAGAUUCACACCAAGCUGCUGACCGACAAGUGGCAUGAGAUACUCAUCCUGACCACGGCCGCCUACCAAGCGUUGCAUGGCAAGCGAAGCCGGGCGGCGGGCGAAGGGGGAACGCCGGGCAGCAGGCAUGGUUCGCCGGCAUCAACGCCGCUGGCCACGCCCACCGCCGCCACACCGCUGAGCACCACCACGCCCAUAGCCUCUUCGCCUGCCCAGCCGCUUCACAAGGACGAUCCGGAAUUCGUCAGCGAGGUGAACUCGCAUCUGAGCACCUUGCAAACAUGCCUGACCACGCUGAUGGGCCAGCCCAUAGCCAUGGAGCAGCUGAAGCUGGACGUCGGCCACAUGGUGGACAAGAUGACCCAGAUCACCAUCAUGUUCCGGCGCAUCAAGCUCAAGAUGGAGGAGUACGUGUGCCUGAAGGUCUACAUACUGCUGAACAAAGCAGAAGUGGAACUGGAGAGCAUCCAGGAGCGGUACGUCCAGGUGCUGCGCUCCUACCUGCAGAACUCCUCGCCGCAGAAUCCGCAGGCGAGGCUCAGCGAGCUGCUCUCCCACAUACCCGAGAUCCAGGCUGCGGCCAGUCUGCUGCUCGAGAGCAAGAUGUUCUAUGUGCCCUUCGUGCUCAACUCGGCGAGCAUAAGGUAGCAGAUGCUUGAGCACGGCCUGCUGCCCACCGCCAACCACCAGCUGGCGGCGCCACCGCCAGGUCCUGAUCCGACACCGAUACCGAAUCCGAAUCUGAGUCCGAAUCCGAUUCCAAUACCGAUCCUCCCGGAGCGACAGCAGCAGCAGCAACAGGAGCGGCGCCGCAGCAGGCAGCAGCAACAUCAGUUGCUGCGGGAUCUGCCCAAGAUUAAGAUCGAGAUCGGAGCCCAGCGAAAACUGCAGGUGCAGGAGGAGGAUGAGCAGGAGGAUGAGCAGGAGGAGGAGCCGCAGCGGGAGCGGGAGCGGGAUCAGGAGGAGCAGUCACAAUCCACGUCCAUUUUGAAGACUUCGCUGUUAAGCGGAGCGGCCGCCACAUUGGCCACCUUAACGGCGGCUGCCGAGCAGAUAGCACGCUCCUCGGCCAGCGGCGACACUCCCAGGGAUUAUUCCCACAGCAACAGCAACAACAGCAGCAGCAGCAACAGCAACACUGACACUGCAGCAGCAACAGGGACUUUGGCCAGCGGCAGGACAACAGGCAGCAGCAGCCACAGUUUAGAAGAGAGCAAAAGACUUGAGCAUCAACAGCAACCACAACAGCAGCAGCAACAAUAUACAUCAAUACUACACACGGCCUUAAUGUCACAGCAGCGUUCCAUGUCAGCAGCAGCAAUAGCAACAGCAACAGCCACAACAACAGCGAUUGCAACAACGACGGAGACGACAGCAGCAACAACGUCGCCCACGCCUGCGCAUGUGCUGAAAACAGCUGUGACCUUAGCCAGUCUAAGCGAGAUAGCCACUGCACGCCAACAGCAGCAGCAGCAGCAGCAGCAGCAGUUGCUGGCGCUGCAGCAGCAACAGCAACAGAAACUACCCAGAAGGAUAAUCAACUUUGGCAGCAACCAUACUGUCAAUACUGCCACCAAAGGAUUGGGAGCUGGAGCAGCAGUGGGCAUGGCCACAGCAACGGCAACAGCAACAGCAACAGCAACGGCAACAGCAACACCUGGACGCAAUCGCCAACUGGGCCUGAUUGAGGGUCAAGUGGCGAAUGCCAGGACAGCAGUGCGUCUGCUCAACGGCAACUGUUGCGGCCGAUUGAAGGCAACAGCAGCAACAGGGGCCGGCAGCAACAACACGGUCAACAUUCAAACGCAGACCGACGAUGAGUUGCUGCCGCUGCUAGCCAUGCCCCAAAAACAGCAAGCAGCUCCCACAACAACAACAGCAACAACAGCAACAUCAACAACAGCAGCAACAUCAAUAUCAUUAUCAGCCACACCAUCAUCAUCGUUAUCAUCAACGACUUCAUUAGCAACACGUGCAGCAGCAGCAGCAAUGCAGCAGCAGCAACAACAAUGGACUGCCGGGUCGACGACGCCAGUAACAACAACAGGAGUGAUGAUGACGACGACGACGACACAAUCACAAGCAACAUUAGCACCACAACAACAACAACAACAACAACAACAGCAACGACCACUGCCACAACAACAAUUAAAAACGAAAAUCAACAAAACAAGAACAACAACCACAACAGCACCAACAACACCACACAACAGCAAUAUCAACAUCAACAACUACAACAACUUCAACAAUAACUAUAUGAAUAACAAUAAUAUUAUUGCCGCCACUGCCAGAGCCUCUGCCUCUGCCUCCGCCUCUGCCACAGCCACGACCACUGCCACGCCCCCGCGCCAACGAGCGCCCCCGCGCACGCCCACAGCCACCUCAGCUUCUGUUACUGUAGUUGUGUUCAAAACAAUGUUACCUGAUGACUGAAUUAUUUUAGAAUCGUACACGUAGAGCAUGUUUUAUUAUGAUUAUUCACUAUGAUUACCACUUACAAUUUACGAUUACGAUUUAUGAUUACGAUUUAUGAUUAUGAUUAUGAUUAUGUCUGGAUAUCAUUACCUAUUAACUAUUCAUUAGUUAUGGCUUAUAUCGAUUAUUACUAUUACUAUUGCUACAUGCAUAAUGUAGAGCCUAAUUGAUCUAUCGUGUAUUUUAGUUUGUCUAGUUGUUGGAUCCCUGUACUAUACCCCAUAAAACACACACUCACACCCAUAUUUGAUCCUCAAUCCUUACACACACACAACCAUACUAAGGAACGAUAUGCAUUAUGCAUAUAUGCAUAUGCAAAGUUGAAACAUUUUAAUCAUGUAAUUUUUUUUGUGUUUUUGCUGAGAGGAGAUGGACGAUAAAGUUCGCGGAGUGUUAAAUGAGUAGGUUUAUGAGUAAGUAGCGAGUAUGUAACGAGUAUAUAAUGAGUAUGUAAUGUUUACGUAGCCACAAUGCCACACACAGCUAUAGCAAGCAUUUAGGAUGCGUGCAUAUGUCAGUUAUCUAUUUUUUUUUUUAACUAAAAAUAUAUCUAAAGUAUAGGCUCAUGCACGUAUAUAUAAUAAUUGUGUAACGAGAGAGAAGAAGGAGGAGGAGGAGGAGCAGAAGGAGCAGAAGGAGAGCGAAGUAGGGCGGGAGAUUCAACCACAUAAAGUAUAAAUAGUAGAGUCCAACUAGCUAGUUUAGUGUACAUCCGUUUUGGGGGCAGAGAGAAGUAGAGCAAUUUGUCACUGAGAAGGGGGAAUGGUAGGGUGAGCGGAAAUGGAAACGGAAGUUAGCGCAAAACGGAAACUGGACGGCCAGAUCAAAUUAACACAUCAACCAUUAAAAGAACUUCGCUCGCAACUCUUGCAGAAUUAUACUGUUAGAUACUGUUAGUUAUCGAGCCCAAAACCUAACACCCCAAAACCCCAACCCCCACACACACACACACAACCCCACACACACACACACUAUAUCUAAGUUAAGAACGCAUAAUCACAUACUACACACAUAAAUUACGCAUAGUACAUACAAACAAGAGAAAGUUUAAGAAGAGAAAUGAAUAAGAAAAACAAAAAAAAGAAAGGAUUUUUUUUUUGUGUAAGCCCGAUUACGCAAUUAUAUAUCGUAAUCGUGUUAUCGUCGCAACCCCAAACGCCUAUCGGUAUUGAUGCCCGGAUUUUUAUCAAUAUCGUCGUACUACGUUUUAUUUUGUAAAUGUAUUAAUUUUGUUGAUUUUUUUGCUGUCUGUAUACAUUUUUUUGACAACAUUUUUGAAUAAAUGUAAUUCUUGAAUAUG